Messenger RNA from Schizophyllum commune H4-8, 1008 nucleotides. RefSeq names its product S-adenosyl-L-methionine-dependent methyltransferase. Gene Ontology annotation, biological process: rRNA (guanine-N7)-methylation. The transcript is spliced from 6 exons. Gene Ontology annotation, molecular function: rRNA (guanine) methyltransferase activity. Gene Ontology annotation, cellular component: nucleolus. NCBI's taxonomy places the organism in Eukaryota, Fungi, Basidiomycota, Agaricomycetes, Agaricales, Schizophyllaceae. Bases 18 to 878 code for a protein of 286 amino acids. The record is from RefSeq and is a predicted model, not a curated record.
GUUUUCUCCCCCUCACCAUGUCGCGCCCGGAGCUGCAAGCACCCCCGGAAAUCUACUAUGGAGAUGUUGAAGCGUCAAAAUACACCGGAAACACUCGCAAUCAGCAAAUUCAGGCCGACAUGACCUAUCGUGCACUGGAGUUGCUGCAGCUACCACCCGGCGAAACUUGUUUCCUUCUCGACAUUGGCUGCGGAUCUGGACUAUCUGGCGAGAUUUUGGACGAAGAGGGGCACAUAUGGGCUGGUGUUGACAUCGCACCGAGCAUGUUGGAGAUCGCUCUCGAACGAGAAGUAGAAGGGGACUUAUUCUUGCAAGACAUUGGUCAGGGCUUUGGCUUCAGGCCAGGUAGCUUCGACGGGGCUAUCAGCAUCUCCGUCCUCCAAUGGCUCCUGAACGCCGAGACCUCCCACCCCACAUCAUCCCCUCCUCACCGCCUCACCCGCUUCUUUACCACCCUCCACUCCGCCCUGCGCAAUCCCUCUCGCGCCGUCCUCCAGUUCUACCCCUCAUCCGACGACCAGAUCCAGCUGAUCACGUCCAUUGCGAUGCGCGCCGGUUUCGGGGGAGGUAUCGUCGUCGACUACCCGAACUCAAAUAAGGCGAAGAAGGUCUUCCUCGUGCUCUACGUUGGGGGGAAUGGGCUACAACAAGUGCCGCAAGGCCUGACGGGCGAGGAGGGCGCGGACGCCGAGGCUCGAGUGCAGUUUGAGCGAAGGAGAGAGCGCGAGAAGCGGCGCAUUGAGUCGAAGGGGAAGAGGAAAAGCGUGAAGGAUAAGGACUGGAUUCUGAGGAAGAAGGAGCUUUACAGGAAACGGGGGAAGGAGAGCGUACCCCGGGACUCGAAGUUUACGGGCAGAAAACGGAAGCCGACAUUCUGAGUCGCUGUUUUCCUUUCGCUCAUGUUCGUGACACUCUGUCAAAAGCGCGGCUCAUCCACGCGAUCACAGUGCCAGACAUUCUGCGAUACAUUCGCAUAUCAAUGCUACAUUUUACAUGUUAAGUGUUCAA